ACCCUAAUUUUCGAUGGCGCGGCUAGCGAUCCAAGUGCUGGCGAUUUCAAGGCGCCACGCAGUGCCCAAAAUCCAGAGUGCUUGGUUUGCUCAAGCUCCAGAGUUUGAGAGAUGGGAUAGAGGCGGGGGAAAUGUGCACAGGCUUGCGCGGGUUGAUCCAUCGGUGGUGGUGGAAAUCAGUGGAGUUGUACACGCUGGUGCCACGAUCGGUGAGUCUUCUCACGUUGGAUCGGGAUGUAUUGUUGGACCGGAUGUUUGCAUUGGUUCUUCGGUGGUAUUGAGGUAUAACGUGGUGCUGCAAAACUGUUCGAUUGGAGAUUUUUGCACCCUCCAUAGCGGUGUUUGCGUGGGACAAGAUGGUUUUGGAUUCACUUACGACUCAAACAAUAGCAUUGUCAAGAAGCCCCAGGAGUUGCGGGUAAAGAUUGGAAACAGUGUGGAAAUCGGUGCCAAUUCGUCCAUCGACCGUGGGAGCUGGCGUGACACAGUCAUCGGGGAUAACACGAAGCUUGACAACUUGGUCCAGAUUGGACACAAUGUUGUGAUAGGAUGCGACUGUAUGAUUUGUGGACAAGUUGGAAUUGCCGGAUCUUGCACACUAGGAGAUAAUGUAGUCUUGGGUGGCCAAGCAGGUGUUGCGGACCACAUAGAAAUCGCUUCAAAGGUCCGAAUCGCAGCGAAAAGUGGAGUUACCUCAAACAUUACCGAGCCAGGAGACUAUGCCGGUUUUCCAGCAGUGCCCGUGAAACAAUGGCGGGAAUCGGUGGUGGCUUCUCGAAGACUUUGUGACAAACAUCCAAAGUGAGAGCAUGGCGAGAGCUAGCGUGAAAUCGCUCUCGAGCUUGGCAAGUCCACUGCGUAAACUCGCUUUUACUUAUCAAGUUUUUCCUCAAGUGUAUCUUUUCCUCCAUAUCGUUGUCCAUGUCACGCUAUUUGGCUGGAAUAGCAUUCUCCUCGCUAAAGCAAUGGCAUCCUGGACGUUACUUA
Selaginella moellendorffii is the source of this 987-nucleotide messenger RNA. RefSeq names its product probable UDP-3-O-acylglucosamine N-acyltransferase 2, mitochondrial. NCBI's taxonomy places the organism in Eukaryota, Viridiplantae, Streptophyta, Lycopodiopsida, Selaginellales, Selaginellaceae. The transcript has 10 exons. Bases 14 to 805 code for a protein of 263 amino acids. The record is from RefSeq and is a predicted model, not a curated record. Gene Ontology annotation, biological process: lipid A biosynthetic process.